Messenger RNA from Agrilus planipennis (emerald ash borer), 654 nucleotides. RefSeq lists its product as uncharacterized. NCBI's taxonomy places the organism in Eukaryota, Metazoa, Arthropoda, Insecta, Coleoptera, Buprestidae. Bases 1 to 642 code for a protein of 213 amino acids. The record is from RefSeq and is a predicted model, not a curated record. The transcript is spliced from 2 exons.
AUGUACAAGAAAUUUUUGUGGUUUUUCCUUUGUGUGUCAUUCAUCAAAGCUGACUUUCUGGAUGAAACCCUAAAUGGAUGCGAAGGCAACUUCGAUUGUGCAGAACAAGCAAUUAUUAAAACCAUUGACGAAUAUGACAGCAAACCGACGGUCUCGUUUCUUCAAGAUUUUGUUGUUCUGGAGAAAACGAACGAGGUUCAACUUACUCCAAAAUCCCAAGAAGGAGUGUUCGAAAGAGUCCUACGGUACUUUAUGAACCAUGAGAUCAGAAUUAAAUUUCCGUCUACUGAACUCGAAGCAAGAGAACUUAUAGUUGAGGCAAGAAAGACAAAACUUCGUAAGAUCUUGCUGCCAAUACUUCUCCUAUUGAAGUUCAAGACUUUGAUCCUUAUCCCAGCAGCACUGUUUGCUCUUGCGCUGGUAGCGUUUAAGGGUUUAGGAGCAGGAUUUUCAGCAUUGCUUAUAUCUGGCGCUGUGGCGUUACGAAGUUUUCUGAGUCAUCCGUCGUCAAGCAGUUCAACGUACACGUACGAAGUUGUUCCACAACCUGUAGCUCCACAUUGGAGCAGAGCUGGUGACACAGGGCACGAAGGAUGGAAUGCUAUUAUUCCAGGAUACCAAGUUGCAGCGAAACCUGUAUAAUAUUUUACCAAA